Messenger RNA from Phycomyces blakesleeanus NRRL 1555(-), 1200 nucleotides. RefSeq lists its product as hypothetical. NCBI's taxonomy places the organism in Eukaryota, Fungi, Mucoromycota, Mucoromycetes, Mucorales, Phycomycetaceae. The coding region runs from base 1 to 1200 and encodes 399 amino acids. The record is from RefSeq and is a predicted model, not a curated record. The transcript is spliced from 4 exons.
AUGAGCUACAAUCGGCCUACAAUGCAAUCGCCUAGACAAGGUACUCCUCCUGUAACCACUGAGGGCUCAAAAUGGCAGACUUGGAGCGCUUCCCAAGUUGAUAGAACAAGAAGCCCUGCUCCAGUAAAACAAGCCAGCCCUCCCCCAAGACAUCAGAAUGCCUACCAACCCCAGCAACACAGCUCUUACCAUAAACAAAAUCCUUACAAAAAACACAGUGAACCGCCAUCAUCACCGCAGCAAAGAAAGCAAUCUUAUGUGUCCUCAACCUCGAAUCAGCAUAAUUCUAGCGCGCUCAAUGGUGCUCAAGAAAACGCUAAACCUGCUCAUGAACCAUCUAGUACCCCCAACAUUAGUAUUAAAUUGUCGGAUAUCCUUGGUGGAUCUGUCCCUGCAUCUUUCAGUAGCUCUACUGCAUCUAGCAAUGACGGACACGCAUCAACAGGGCCUGUGUUUAACAUGACCAUAGCAGAUAUAAUGUCUCCAUCACUCACCCCAGCAUCCUCAUCACCCGCACGAUCACCAGCUCCAUCGCCAGCAAGAUCGCCCGUAAUUUUCGAUCGACCUACACUUAAAGCUCCCCCCACAACUACCAUUCGAUUUGGUGAUCUUUGUGCAAAUGGAACCAAGGUUGACAAACCCAACACAAUCCGUCUCAAUGAUCUUGGAACUACUAAACCUUUAUCGAAUGAAUCCGACCACUCUGUACCUAUCAGCAGAUCUUCAUCUUCAUCUACAUCUACAAUAACCAGCACAAUUCGCUUGAAUGACUUGAGAAGUGGUUCAUCUUUGUCUUCUGAAAGCAAACCAGCCAAUACUAUUUCACUUUGGGACACACGUCCGGUUUCAAAAAAUCAGAAUAGUGUCAAUGAACACCACUUGAAUGGCCGUUUCCAAGAAAAACCUCAGCACAGCAUGCUGGGCGAUAGAAGUGUAGAUGCAAUGGCUGAGAAGAUGAGAGAUUUGAAGCUAUUCAACCAGGCAAACACAAUUGACCACGACACUCGGAAUCCUUCAAAGACUGGUUCUUUGGUAGAUGGACACAAUCCAUCCACAAAGCCUGCCAUGACAGAAGAAGAGAUAGCGUCACAAGUUUAUUCAGAUGAUAUAAUAGCGGACAGAAAGGCUAAUGCAGAGCGUAAAUUGAGACAAGCGCAUAACAGAGGAUGGGAUCGAGAAAAGACCGUCCCAAGAUUUUAG